AUGGCUAGUCUGGGCGGUGGCGGCGGCGGCGGUCGCGGUGGCCGGAGCAGCGGUGGCGUUGUGGGCGGGUACGGAGACCUCCCCGGACUCGGGAGCGAUGCGCACAGAGGAAUCGAAGUCGACGGCGAGGAGUCCAGUUCGUCUGCUUACUACAGCGACGACGACGAGGGCAUGGAGGCGCCGCUGUCCAUGGAGCAGCGGCUGCAGCUGGCUGAGAUCUGGAUGGCCAACCCUACCACGAGCCAUCACUGGAGCCAUGGAUUGGGUGGCGUACUUACUACAUCUCAUGUUAGUGAGGAAAAAUUAGCCACAGUUUUAUAUGAAGAACCUGUUGUGUAUGAUCUGAGAGAUCCUCCUGUGCUUGCUGUUAAUGAUCAUGGUGUUGUUUAUGAGAGUCAAAGCAGCAACAGUAGUGCAGUAGUACAACCUGCUGGUAUGUGCACACAAGAGAGCAGAAAUGUCAGUAAGAGGAAGCUCAAAUCUGUGAUGGAAGAAGAGGAAGAGGAGGGAUAUAAGAGUACUGAUGAAUCUCAAGGGGCAUAUGACAGUGACAACAACCCUUUCUGCAUGAAGAACUACAGGAUUGCUGAAGACACAGAGAUAAUAGAGGGAAAGAGGCUAGCAGAUGCAGAACUAGAAGAGGAUGCAGAUUCAGAUGAAGAUUCAGAUAAGGAACAGCUACACUAUGAGGGUGACACUGAGGUUGAGGAGUUGUUUGAUAUUGAGGAGGAUGAGGAGGAAGAUUCUGAGAAGGAGAAGGAACCACCCAUGAAAGCAGCUGGUAAAAAGUGGCAAAAGCUGCCAGUUAGGAGAGGGCCCACCACUAGGACACAUUCUAAUGUGUUAGAGGACUUGAAACCAGAUUUCAGACCAUCAUCAGAUGAAGAAGAUACUGGGUUGCUAUUGGAUAGUGAAGAUGAUGAAUUUGAGCCACUAGCAUUUGUCCUACCAAAAGGAAGGAAGAGUAGGGCCAUGAAAAGGCCAGCAAGGAUAUGGUAUAAUGAAAAACUGGAUUGCAGCAGUUAUCAAAGGGGAGAAGACAUUUGCAAUAAAAAAAUGAGGCUGCAGCACACUUGCCCUAGCACUACAGAGACAUCAAGGGUUAGUGCAAAGUGGCUUGCACAGACAUAUGAGUCCCUGUCCAGGUCUGAUCCAAACACAAGUAUUUUGACUCUGAUUGACAACUGCAAUGAGAAGUAUGGUAUUGAUGUGCCCAAGCACAUGGCCUAUAGGGCCAAAAACCUUGCUGUAGAGGCUGUUUUAGGAGAGCACAAGAAACAGUAUCCCAGGCUGAGGGACUAUGCUCAAACAAUCAUGAAUACAAACCCUGGGAGUAGAGUUAUAGUUACAACUGUAACCCCAAAACCUACUACAAAAAUACCACAUCUAGGACCAAGGUUUCAUGCUAUGUUCUUCUGCAUCAAUGGAGCAAGGGAGGGCUUUCUCAGUGCAUGCAGACCAUUCAUAGGUGUUGAUGGCUGCUUUAUUAAGCUCACCACUGGAGCUCAAAUACUUGCUGCCACUGGCAGAGAUGGCAACAACAACAUUUUCCCACUGGCAUUUGGUAUUGUUGGACAAGAGGAUACAGCAAAUUGGUGUUGGUUUCUGCACCAACUGAAGAUAUGUCUAGGAGGAGAAGUUGGACAAUUUGGUCCUUAUACUAUCAUGUCUGAUAGACAGAAGGGCCUACUAAUUGCAAUUUCUCAAGUAUUUCCCAACUGCCACCAAAGAUUUUGCCUUAGACACUUGUAUGCAAACUUCCAGAAUGCUGGGUUUAGGGGAGAAGAUCUUAAGAAAUGCAUGGAUAAUGCUAGUUAUGCUUAUAACCAAUACAAGUUUGACAUUGCAAUGAAUGAUCUAAAAAAUGAGAGUGAGGAAGCUUGGAAGUGGCUGAGUGGAAUACCUGCAAGAUUCUGGGCUAGGCAUGCUUUUGACACAAACUGUAAGACAGACUUGGUUGUUAACAACCUAUCUGAGGUGUUCAACAAGUACAUCCUUGAUUUUAGGAAAAAACCUAUUAGGACUAUGAUUGAUGGUAUUAAGAAUAAGCAGAUGGUGAGGUGGCAUAGGAAUAGAGAGAGUGGAAAGGCAGCUCUGUGGGAGAUCACACCCCAUUAUGCUGAGAAGUUAGAGGUGGAAAAGGAAAGGGCCAGAUUCUGUAAACCCAUUCAAGCUGGUGUUAAUCUAUGGCAAGUAACCAGUGGGCAGCAAACACAUGCUGUCAACUUGGCACUUCAUACAUGUGGUUGCAGAAAGUGGGACCUGAGUGGGACACCAUGCAACCAUGCAAUAUCAGCAAUUAACAAGGCAAAAAGGUUUCCAGAGGACUAUGUCUGUAAAUUCUUCAAAAAACUAUUUUACCUAGCAGCUUAUGAACCAAUGAUAUAUCCUGUUCCUGGUGAACAUGAUUGGACAAAGACAACAGGACCAGACAUAGAGCCACCUAAAUUUCAUGUGAAGAAGGGAAGAAAGAGAGACAAGAGGAUAAAGGGCAGAUUUGAGGUUCCAAAGCCAAAGGAGAGUUCAAGAAUGGCCACUAUAACAUGCAGCAACUGUGGGCUGCAAGGCCAUAGAUACACCAGCUGUAGCAAACAAUUGAAACCAGAGUUGACUUUGAGAAAAAAUAAGCAUGUGGCAUCUAGAAGACCAAGGAAUGUUGAUGAAGCAAGGCCAGAGGCUGCACCAGCAAGGGCAGAGGCUGCACCAGCAAGGCCACAGGCUGCACCAGCAAGAGGAGAGGCUGCACCAGCAAGAGCACAGGCUGCACCAAGAGCUGGUGCAAGGCAUGGUGCUGCAAGGCAUUCAAGGCCUUUCUCUGCACCAAGAGCUGCUGCUGGGGCUUCCACUUCUGGUGCUUCCACUUCUGUUGGCCCUACAACUCAUACUGGAUGGAUGUCCUAUUUAACUGCAAGUGGAAAUACCUGA
Messenger RNA from Aegilops tauschii subsp. strangulata, 2925 nucleotides. The record is from RefSeq and is a predicted model, not a curated record. NCBI's taxonomy places the organism in Eukaryota, Viridiplantae, Streptophyta, Magnoliopsida, Poales, Poaceae.